Messenger RNA from Linum tenue, 1077 nucleotides. Lineage: Eukaryota; Viridiplantae; Streptophyta; Magnoliopsida; Malpighiales; Linaceae. The record is from the annotation of a GenBank genome assembly.
AUGCUCGGAAAUCUCAUUGGUCGAACCAUUAGACUCGACUACCAUACCCUCAACCUCGAUCGUGCGAAGUUUGCCAGACUGGCUAUUGAAGUGGAUCUUUCCAAGCAAUUGGUGCCUCGGAUCUGGUUAGACGACGCUUGGCAGAAAGUGGAGUACGAAAACCUCCCCGAGGUUUGCUUCGACUGCGGAAGAAUUGGCCACUCGCCGGACCUCUGCUCCUUGAAAAAACCGGUGACACCUCCGGCAAUCUGUGCUACCGUCGGCGGCGACACACAGGCUGGUGCGGUGGAACAGAUGGCGGAGGAGCCUCAUCCGGGCUUUGGGCCCUGGAUGCUGGUCACCCGAAAAAAUCGCCGGAAUCAGAGGGAUCCCGCCAGCAUCAGAAAUGGAAAGUUGGAAGGGAAUCAUGGGCAUAACCCCGGCGGGAACAAGGCGAUUCUGGGAAAGAGCGGAACUCCUCCCAAAGAAAGAGUUUCCUCUUCUGAUCACCCCACUCCUUCCACAUUUGGCACCCAACAACGGUCGCCGAACCAGGAAAGGAAAGCGGUUACAGGGAGGAAAGGAGGAGAGGAAUCAAAGAAAGGAAAGGAGAAGAUGUCGCAGGAUUUAAAUGGGCACAGCAACGGGCAAGGAAAAGGUCUCCUCGGGUCUGGGCCAACAAAGCAACAGAGUGUGAAGAAUGGGCCGAAGCCCAACUCGGACCCUAACCUCGCAUCCACGUCGGCCCAACCCUCUGAGAAGAUUGAUGACAUGAGCAAGCUCAUUUCGACCCUCCUCCUCCCUGCUCCGCCCGCAGUCCAAACCCUGACCGGGCCCAAUGGGACCGUUAUGCAGAUUGUGAAGCCUCAGUCUGGACCGCUCACCAACCUCGCCGAUGUGGCCGCCUCAUCGCCGUCGGUUGCCUCCAGAACUAAGCGGAACAAGAAACAUAAGGCCGAUCAGCGCAGAUCCCCCACGAAGCUGAACCCCACGAAAAGCCUCCAAAUUUGGUCACCAAAAAAGGGUCCGCCGCGAAGCAAACGUCGUCCUCACCAGGAGCGCGGCAAGCGGCGGUCGUUGGGGAGGAUACCGCGCUGA